AUGAGCGACUGCAACGGCAGAGGUGUCAGCUGUGAGAACACCGGCACAUCCUUCAUUCUUAAAUUCAAAAAAGGUCUUUGGUUAGGCAGUGAAAAAAAUCCAAUAAAUGUUGAUGACGUCACUGAGGUUGAGAAAAUUUUCAGAACAUCAAUCCCUGCAGAAGAUAAUCUCAAUCAGUCUGCCACAAGUCAGUGUUUUAGUUUUAAUGAUGUUGUUUGCAAUCAGCUGGAAAGCCAAUAUGUGUCACUUGAUAAUUCAACUCCAAUUGCAAUGUUGGAAAAAAACGAAAUUGUUGGAAAAGCAUCAGAAAAUGACUUAUCAUUGGAUUUAAAAACUUUCUCUAGUCAAAAACCGAAAACAAGGAAGAGGAGAAAAUUUGUUUACUCGACAAGUCGAAUUAAAAGGUCAAGAAAGACAGUUAAUACUGAAUUGAAUAGGGUGGGAAGUGGUCUAAAUGCAAGUAAUUUUGUCAUUAAAACUGAAGGCCAAAUUGUUAAUUAUGAUUCUGACGAUACAGUUGACCUUGACACCAAUGCCAAUGUUAAUAUAUCUGUAUCGAUCGCCAAUUGCGCUUCUAGUGUUGAUCAGUGCGACAGUUUCGAUCUCACUGACGAAGACGUCGAUAAGAAAGAAAAUCUCUAUGACACCAUCGAUAAUCUAGUUAAUGAUGCUAAGAGUGAUAUCAAUACUGACGACAUCAACAACAUCAACAGUAACAAUAACGACAAUGACGAUCCCAGCAACAUUAUUAAUGCUACAGACAACAACAACAUAAAACCUGAUAGAAUUGAUUAUUACAAUAAUUACAACGCUGCAUGUUUAUCAGAUUACAUCAACAAAAACUGUCGCAAUGAUAUUAGUAACACUUGCAUUAACAUUCAAAAUAAUGAUAACGUCCACUCGGAUGCAACAGACACCAACAAGGGCAACGACACCAACAGCUUAAUUAAUGUUACCACUAAUAUCAAUGAAAACAAGAUAGCUGAUGAUGACAUCAGCAAGAGUGUUUGUAGUAGCAUGAAUGAUACAUACAAAAACAUCACCAACGACAGCAAUUUUAGUUGCACAUCGACGUCAAACAACGACAACAACGUAUACAACAAAAUAAGUCGUAAUUACUGUUACCUCAACAGUGCUUAUAACAUCAACAACAUUUUAUCCAAUGACCAGUAUAGAAGAGGAGAACCAAAAUUAAAUAAUGACAUCAACGGUGUCGUCCAUUUCAACUACACUAGCAACAGCAAUAACAUCAACAACAACAAUCUCAACAAUAUUGGUAACGUUAACAUGUAUGAAUACCCAAUUGUACCAGCAUACAACGAUGAUACAAAAAUACCUAUACACAAAAUUAACGCUAGCCAACAACAGUUCAAAUCAGAAUACAGACAUACAAGCAUUGACAGCAUCAACAACAACAAUGAUGAAAACAACAAGAACAACAACUUUUUUGUAUCAGAUACCAUUAAAAUGGAUAGAUACCUAUCUAAUGAUAUUAAAAAUGAUGGUAUAUCAUCAUAUAAUGAUACUGUCUUUAAGGAAGAUUACAAUGAUGAUAACAAGAAAUAUAUCAUCGAUGCCAAGAGUUUUGCUGUGGAUGACAGCGAACAUGAUAACAUCAACAGCUAUUUUAAGGGUUUCGAUGAUGUCAGUAACAGCAACAGCAAUAAUAACAUUAAUAAUAAUGAUAUUAAUACCAGCACAAACAGUCACAUCAAAAAGCAUUUUACUAAUUUUUCUUAUGGAAACAUAUGCAACUGGGGUAGUAGUAGUAGUAGUUAUUUAGUUCAUUACAACAACAACAACAACAUCUAUAACAACAUCAACAACCACAACAACAUAAAUAACAACAUCAACAAUGACAACAAUUUCUGCAACCCAACUACAUUCACGUCAGCAUCAUCAUUAUCAUCUACUACUACUAUUAUUACUACUACUACUACUACUACUAUCAUUACCACUACUACUACAACUACCUCUACUACUCCUAAUAUUACUACUACCACUACGACAAUGACAACUUCAGAUCAUAACGUUUACUCGCUCUAUGACCAGAGCCCAUGUUUGCUCACCAAGUUACUAACAUCAUCGACAUCAUUGCUACUGAACAAUGAUAACAUUACUUACUACCCGAAUGAUAAACCUUAUACUGAUUUCGAUAGUGGCGUCGAUUGUGCUCAUCGCGAGUCUAUUACUGCCGCUGAAGGCAGAUUCACUCACAAUAGUAUUUCCAGUGAUGAUUAUAUUAUGGUGAAGAAUAGUAUCAGUAAUAAUAAUAAUAAUAAUAAUAAUAAUAACAAUAAUAAUAAUAAUAAUUUUACUACUCUUAUUACUACUACUACUACUACUUAUAAUAAUAAUAUUAAUAUUAAUAAUAUUGGUCAGUAUUUUGAUACUAACAACAGUAAAAGUAAUGUUACUAUUGCUCCCUUUUCGUUACUUAAUUUUCUCAACACUGUGCUUGAGGACUGCAAAGUUGAUAAUGAUCUUAAUAAUAAUAACAGCAACAACAAUAUUAACAUUGGCAAUAACAAUGCCAACAAUAAUGACAUCAAUAAUAAUAAUAAUAAUAAUGAUAAUAAUAAUAAUAAUUUGAAUGGUAAUGAUGAUGUACUCAGUGAUGAUAACAGUGGAACACUAAGUCAUUUUAGUGAUGACGAUAAUGACGUCAUAGCUUGUUAUGAUGAUGAUGAUAAGAAUAAUAGUAAUGAUAAUAAUUAUCAAACUUUCAAUAGUAAUAAUAUUCAUAACAACGACAACAACAUCGGUGAUGGUAAUGAUGAUGUAAAUAUUAAUGAUAGAAUGUUCCCAUUGGGUGAUGAUAAUGAUCAUUUUGGUCGGGGCGAUGAUAAUGAUGACAGUCAAUUCUCGGAUACGGAUACAAUACCGCUAGAUAUACUAUCAGAUAUCAAUAGUAUCAUUGCAAAAGAUAACGACGAUGAUGAUAGCGAUAGCCGUGGUGGUGGUGAUAAUAGUAGCAUUGGUGAUGGUGAUCAUCAUCAUUAUCGUCGUCGACAUGAUGACGAUGACUCAAAUGUUACGAUAACUACUACUAUUACUUCUUCUUCAUAUGAAAAUUUUUACGAGGCUAUUGGUAAUAAUAAUAACAAUAAUAAUAAUAAUAAUAAUAAUAAUACAUUUCUUAUAAGUACUGCUUCCUCUAAUUAUGAUAGUAAUCCUAACUUUAGUAGUAAUAAUAAUAAUAAUAAUAGUAAUUAUAGUGGUAAUAGUAGUAGUAGAGAUAAUAAAUGUAAUUUCGUUGAUGCUAAAAGUUAUAAUAAUUUGAUUAUACCUGAUUUGAAUUUUUUUCCCGCCACCAACAACGACAGCAACCUAAGAAGCAUCAAAUGCGGCCAUGUAAAUAGCAUCAGUAACCACAUAAACUACAGUAACAACAUUAAUAGCAUCAACAACAAUUACAUCAACAAUAACGUAAACUAUAGUAACACUAGUUGCAUCAACAACACUAACAACAACUCAAACUACAGUUACAUAGAUAGCCUCAACAACAAUAACAUCGUAAGCUACAGUAACAAUAGUUGCAUCAACAACAAUUACAUCAACAACAGCGUAAACUUCAGUAACAUUAAUAGCAUCAACAACAAUAAAUGCAACUCAAACUACUGUUACGUAGAUAGCAUCAACAACAAUAACAUCAAGAACAGCGUAAGCUACAGUAACAUCAACAACAAUAACAUCAUCAAUAACAACAGCGUAAAGUGCAGUAACAUUAGUUGCAUCAACAGCAAUAACAUAAACAACAUCGUAAACUACAGUAACAUUGAUGGCAUGAACAAUAGUGUUAAUUUUGCUGCUGUAGUUUCUUCCAAUUAUGACAUUAACAACGUCAGUUUUAACAGCAGCCUCAACAAAAUAGUAAUUCACGAUGACAGCAAUAGCGACAAUAAUGAAAAUGAUUCGCUUGGUUCAUUUUUAACUGAGAACGACACUCGAAACGUCAGCAAUAUCACCGCUGACAUCAACAGUAUCGUCCCUAGCAUCAACAACAACAUCGGUGAGAACAUCAACAAAAAUGUCUUUAGCAUCAACAACGUCAUCCCAAAUAACAACAACAACAUCGGUGAAGACAUCAAUAAAAAUGUCUUCAGCAUCAACAACAACGUCAUCCCUGACACCAACAACAUUAACAUUGGAAGCAUCAACAACAACAACAGCCACAAUAGCACUGAUUAUGCUAAUGAUAACUUCUCAUUGCUUUCACAAUGCAUGGAUGUUUCAUAUAAUACUAAUGAUAGUAAUAAUAAUAAUAAUAACAUUAAUAAUGACAAUAGUUAUGAAGUCAUAACUGAUUAUAUUAAUCAAGUUAUCUCUUGCAACAACAACAACAACGAUAACGUCUAUUACAACCCAACAAAUAGGGUCAGUGUUAUUAACAUUAGCCCAAUUGAUAACAAUAACAUCAAUGAAUCUAUAAAUGGCUUUGGAAUUUCCAGUGUUCCUAUAAAUAGUCUGGAGAAUGCUAUAAAUAGCGUUUGCAGUAAUUAUUAUAGCGGUAGUAAUUAUAAUUAUAACAGUAAUUAUACUACUUAUGACCGUAGCCACUUCAGUAAUGUUGGUAGGAGUGGUUUUAUUAACACUGCUUUUGAUGUUACUACUGAUACUACAGCUUGUAGUAGUAGUAGUUGUAGUAGUAGUGACAGUGGUAGCAGUAGUACUGCUACUACUAUUACUAAUAAUAAUUUUACCCGUAAAAUCUAUAAUAAUAAUUAUGGUAACAAUAAUAAUGAUAAUUUGAUAAAAGUAAAUGAGGGUUAUGAUAGCAAGAGAAAUUUUGAUUUUAGUUUGACCUGCUUAAAAAUGGAGGUCAAUAAUAAUAGUAAUAACAAUAAUAAUAAUUAUAACAAUAAUAGUAAUAAUAAAAAUAAAGUUGUGGCCGGUUACAACAAAGACAGCAAUAACAAUAAAGAAAGUAUUAAUGACUUUUUUCAAGAUGGUAAAAUUGAAUUUGUAGUUAUGAAAAAUGAAAGUUAUGGAAUUUCUACUGCUACUACUGCUACUGCUUUUACUACUACUGCUGCUGUUACUACUACUACUACUACUACUACUACUACUACUACUACUACUACUACUACUACUACUACUACUACUACUACUACUGCUACUACUACUACUACUGCUACUGCAUCUACUACUUCUGCUGCUGCUACUACUGCUACUACUACCACUACUAUCACUACUACUACUAUUAAGAAUAAUACUAAUGAUGAUGAUGAUGAUGAUGAUACAGUUGAUGAAGUAUUCGAGAUAGUCGAUCUUGAUGAUGAUCACAUAAAUGUCGUUGCUGCUGCUGCUGCAAAUGACAGUAAGGCCUCUGCAGCUGACAGCAAUUGCAUCAACGUCAAUGGGAAUGAUUACAUCAACAUUUCCGCUGAUGAAAAUUGUGGUCUCUUUGAUAAAGAUGAUAGUUCUGCUGUAAUCACUGACGAUUCUGAUGCUGCUGUAGCUGCUGCUGAUAGCAUCAAUCACACUUGCAACAACAACAACAACAUCAGUAAUACUGACGACAACAAUAAAGAUGACGACAACAUCAACUAUUCAGACAUCAGCGAUAACAGCAGCAGCAACAACAACAACAACAGUUACAUCAACAAUCUUUCAGUCUCUGAUAUCAGUGAUACUGAUAACAACGUCAAUAAAGAAUCUCUUAUAUCCUAUCUGCCCCUUGCAUCUAGUAUUUAUACUACUGAUAAUACUGCUACUGCUAGCAAUACAUUCACUACAGUAAAUGAUACUUCAUAUCAUAUUAGCAGUAUAGACACAGUAAAUGAUAGUUUAUCUCACAAUGCUAGUACUACUUCACCUACAAUGAAUUAUACACCAUCCUAUGCAGACAAUACUUCGUCUUGUACUACAAAUAGCUGUACACUUGGUGUGGAUGUACCGAGUGGAUAUGUUUCUGAUGUGGUUGCUACAGUUGCUAGCAAUGUUUGCCACGGUGGAAAGAGUUUGAAUGAUAGGGAAGAGGUCAAAAUCUUAUCUGUCUAUAGUACCAACAACGGUAAUAAUGAUAAUAACAAUAAUAACGAUAAUAACAAUAAUAAUGAUGAUGAUGAUGAUAAAAAUAAUAAUAAUAACGUUAAUUGUAGCGAUGAUAUUGAUGAUGUUAUUAUCAAUGAUGAUAAAUUUGAUAAAACAGCCAUUAAGAACAGCAACAACCACAACAGCGAGCCAUCUACUUCAUCAGUGGAUAAUAUCAGAUAUACUGCUCGUACUACUAAUUCUAGUACUACUUUUACUAGCUUUUUGUUACCCAAAGUGAACAUACCAAACAUUAGUUAUUUGGUAUCUGAAGCGACCAAAGCAACCGCAGCUGCUGCAUCUACUACUUCUUCUGCUACUGCUACUACUUCGCCUUCUAAUAAUUCUGACAACAGCAACAUUAGCAUUACUGAAACAGAAGGGCUUAGUAGUGGAAAUACCAGAGGCAAACGAAAAAGAGGGAAGUUUAACAAAAAAUGGAUAAAAAAUUAUGAUGAUUAUGACCUGGGCUACCUCUUCAGGCGAGAAACAAGGAGUACUAAAUACAUUAUUAACGAUCCUUUUACACUUUACAGUGCUGCUACUGCUGCUGCUACUACUACUACUACUACUACUACUGCUGCUACUACUACUACUACUUCUAAGAUUAGUAGUACUAUUAUUACUACUUUUUCAACCCAUAAUCAAAUUACUAUAGCAAAUGUUUCUUCUAGAUUUACCACUACAGCAGGUGCUACUCAAGAGACGCCUACAAAUACUAUUACUACUUCUGCUACUGCUACUACUACUACUACUACUACUACUACUACUACUACUACUACUACUACUCUGAAUAUUAGCUGUAAUAAAGACGGUAUGACAUCAUCGAGUAACAAUGGCAGCAAUAGUGGCUGUGGUGGUGUUUUUGUUAGCAGUAGCAAUACUAGCGCAUUCAACCUUUCUGACAGUCAUAAUGACGAUUUCGAUGUUACAAAUCAUCAAGUAAACAACAUGAGUGGCGAUGAAGAGGAGAGAAAUGAUGACGCCGACAGUUUUUCCGUGGAUGACGUGAUGGAUGACGUCACAAAGGUUAAAAGUAAAAGUCGGAGAGGUAAGAAGAGAGGUAGAGGCGGGGGAUUGUCGAAGGGCCAAUCGGCUAAAACGUCUAACGCUAAAAAGUCUUUCUCCCGCCAAAAUAGCAAAACUCCAAAGAAUAAUAACCUCGAAAUGAAUACUGAUGACGAUAACUCGUUCCCAACUAAUUUGAGAACGGUUUCUGUGUUACUGUCUAGGAAUGCAACAGCAUCAGUUACAACUCAACCAUUAACUUUAACGUUACCCUCACCAUUAUCUAAUCAGCUUCCUCCCACACCACCAUCAUCAACUGUUUCACUUUCUUCUCUGAUGUCGUCACCAUCGCCGCUACAACUACUUCCGCUAUCAUCAUCAUCACUGACGUCAUCCUGGUUGGCGCCAUUACAAAUAGCAGAUGAUUUCCGGAUACAUUUGACGGCGCAGACCUGUAAGUGGCUGGAGGCGUGUGAUGCUCUGCAGCCUUAUGUUCGUCUCGUUUUCCUUCCAUUCGAGAACUUGAAGAAGUUGAUGAUGAAGAGAGAGAGGAUGGAGUCUAGUGAUAUUUUUGAUGAUGUUGCUACCGCCACAGCUGCUGCUGCUGCUAACGAUAACAGCUGUGGUGUUUUUGUGAAGGUUGAGAAGAUAGAGUGUGUGAAGUUAAAUGAGAUCGAGCAGAAGGUCUUUGGUGCUCGUGAACAAACAUCAUCUUCAUCUUCGUCGUCGUCGUCCACUUCAUCAGCGUUUACUUCAAUCGUUACAUCAACCGCCACCUUUCCUGUCAAGACUGCAUUCGUUACAUCAACUACCAGUACUGAAACAUCAGUAGCGGCUACGUCAGAGCCAUCUAUGGCCUCACGUUCACCAACAACAACGUCAACUGAAGCCCAGAUACUUCCGGUAAAAAACAACAAGAGGUUUAAGCAGGAGAAACAAAACACAUCACCUGGAAAGAUCCCAAGAACGAAAUCUCUGACGCCUCCCCUUCUGAAAAAAAUAGAGAAAACGAUCGUAGAAAUGACGUCAUCCUCAUCUCCAUCAUCGUCGAAAUCCGUAUCAUUGCAUUCAACUGUCUCAGCGUUAUCUCAAAAUAAAGCCAAAACACCAGUGUAUCAAAAAACACCACUUCUUCCAACUUCAUCGUCGUCGUCGUCGUCGCCACCAGCGCCUCAACUUAAUCGUUAUCGGCCAGGCUUAACGCCAUUUUUCAGACCGAAUCCAAAUUUUCUUGUAAAUAAAUCUCUUCAAUACUUUCCCCAACGACCUCCACUUCAAUUCGGCAUUACUGCAAAUAAUUUUACGAGGAAUUCAAUGUCAAAACCGCCGUCGCAGCUCCCACGCUUGCCACAACCACGGCUAUCAGAGGUUACUCCGUAUGCUCUUCGUUAUCGUCAGCCUCCCCAUCCUCACCUUCCUCUUGCACUUCCCGCUCGACACUCCAUGAAGUCAAAUGUUCCUUCGUCUGCCAUGAGAACUUCUGCUACAACAAUUUGUACUACAACAACUUCUACAAUUACGGCUGCUACCAGUUAUAGGACUGUUACCAAUAGCAGCAAAAAUACUGUUAACAAUGUAAAUGGCAGCAGUAUCAGCUGUAGUAGUAGCAGUAGUGGUGGUCAUCAAAAAAGUAAUUCAACACGGAAUUCAACACUGUGGUCUCCUCGUCCAACGCGUUCGUCAUCAUCGUCGUCGUCGUCAUUGUCCUCCUUGAUAUCGUCGCCAUCCUCGUCAGCUGACCAGCUACCAACAAGACAUCAGCAGCAGCAGCAGCUGAAGCGGCAGCAACCAGCCAAUGAGCUGUGUCACGUUUUUAAUAGAAUGGAAGUAGAUCGCGGUAAAAGCGUCCUGAACUUGCCGUGGAUGGUAAAAAACCGGGGGCACGACCCGCUGGGCCUCGAAGACCCCGACGACGACGAUGACUAUAAUGACGACAGUUACGACACCCAAAACAGCAAUAUCAGAAAUGGUGACGUCAUGUUAAAUAGUGACGAAACUAUCACUUCAGUCGGAGUUAAGGACGGCAUGUCAAGCUGUGAGAUGGUGAGUGGGAGAGUGCAGUUCAUGAGGACGACGGCUAGUAGGAGCAGCAUCAUCUAUGAAGAUAUCAAUGAUGGUUUUAAAUUUGAUGAAAUGAGUAAGCUGAACUCUGGCACUGACAAAUGCCUAGCUGCUGACGAUACGGACGAAGAGAUAUUGAGGAAGAGGAUGAUGAUGACGGUGAGUGAAGAGGUGAUGGCGGUAAAAUUGAACGAGGAGCUUGAUGACGUCAAAGUCAUGCUCAACAUUCAAAUGCGACUCGCUAACUUGCUGAGUGACGAAAAUGACGGUAGUGGUGAUGAUGAGGAUCGCCAUCGUGCUGCUGAUGAUGAUGAUGAUCGCGCUUGUUAUGGUGCUAGUGAUGAUGGUGACGAUCGUGUUGUAGUGAAGAGGAGCGAUAGUGAAUAUGACGUCAUUUCAGAAGGAGAGGAGGACGUCAAGUUUAAAAUUGAAAACAACGACAUCAGAAACAACAACAACAAUAAUAAUAAUAGUAAUAAUAAUAAUAACAAUAACUGCGGCGGGCCAUCAUCAUCAUCUACUGCCAUCAAUUCUUACUCACUUACUCGUCAUCACCAUCAUCACCGUCAUCACCAUAGUCAUCGUGGCUGUAGCUCUUCACGUAUAGCGGUAGCGACGGCAACUGCUGCUGCUACUGCUGUGGCAGCAACGCUAGCUUCCGAUUCCGACGUUGAUAGCGUUAACUCGGAAGGAUCUUAUAGCUCGUACCUGUCGUCGUCCUCUUCAUCGCUACUACUGACCCCCUCGCCAUUCGAGAGCCCUUCGCAAUAUCGACCCGUACCCUACCCUUCGAUUCGUCGUAGAAAGAAUAAUAACAAUAACAACAACAACGGCGGUAAUAGUAAUAAUAAUGAUAAUGAUAAUAAUAAUAAUAAUAAUAAUAAUAAUAAUAAUAAUAGAACCAAAUCAAAUCUCUAUGACGCUGGGAGGAGAUCUAAUUCCGGCAUGUUUGAAAAUUAUGAUGACUGGCUCAGGCACGAUACGCACUAUGAGCCGAAUUUUGGCACUAAAAGGUACAACUAUAACAACAACAAUAAUAAUAAUAAUAAUAAUAACAACAACAAUAAUAAUAAUAACAACAACAAUAAUAGUAAUAAUAAUAACAACAACAAUAUUAGUAAUAAAAAUAGGAAUAAUAAAAAAUUGGAAUUCUCCACUCGCGGCUAUAGUAAUUUGUUUUACCAGAAUAUCGACGAUGACGACGCAGCAGCUCUAGCUUCAUCACCAUCAGCUAGAUCGGAGUUAAGGGAAGAGUACAGGAUGAUGAUAAAAAGAGAGAUGUUAGGCUUCGUGCAGAAUGGUGUGCUGUCGAACGACAAGGCUCUUAUUGCUGCCGAUAAGAUCUAUAAUGAGAUCUCAUCUCGCACCAGGCUGCCAAAAAUCAAAAAAGAAUACGAAGAUGGCGAAUGCGACGACAGUGAUGAUGAUGGUGAUUACAACUACAAUAAUAAUAAUAAUAACAACAACAACAAUAAUAAUAAUGUUGCUAUCGAUGAUGUCUAUGAUCUUAUAAAUAAGUACGUAAGCCAGUACAAAAGCGCGCGAUAA
Molecule: messenger RNA, 10653 nt
Organism: Helobdella robusta
Lineage: Eukaryota; Metazoa; Annelida; Clitellata; Rhynchobdellida; Glossiphoniidae
Exons: 7
Coding region: 1-10653 (3550 amino acids)
Source: RefSeq, a predicted model, not a curated record